This is a messenger RNA of Rhineura floridana, 6556 nucleotides long. RefSeq names its product focadhesin (gene FOCAD). Bases 589 to 5988 code for a protein of 1799 amino acids. NCBI's taxonomy places the organism in Eukaryota, Metazoa, Chordata, Lepidosauria, Squamata, Rhineuridae. The transcript has 46 exons. Gene Ontology annotation, biological process: regulation of post-transcriptional gene silencing. The record is from RefSeq and is a predicted model, not a curated record.
CAGGUUUACUCCCACUCAGGACAGUCCAGGGUGGUCCAGCCACAUUGUUAUUCACUGGCUACUUCACCAGCAAUCUCCCUACAAGAGGAAGCUCAAUCCUAUAUCCGUGUAUACUCAGAUUGAUUUCAACGGCUCUUACUCCCAAACUCAAGCACGUUUCUGUAUGACUGGAGCCCAAUCGUUCUAAGCCUCCGAAACAGCUUAAGAGGGGAAAGGAACGUCAACCUUCGUAUUAUUAACGCGCAUGCUCUCCAUGUGGGCAUGCUCAGGACUAGCAACGAAGCCAACCUGCCCUUUUCUUGUCGUUGAUUUGUUGUUGGGGAAACGAGCAGCCGUCACUGAUGCUGCGCUCCUCUAACGCGUCGGCGUGGACGUUCGUGCUGGGUUUGACGGCGGGAGCCCAAGCGGAAGAGAGAACAAGUGUGGCAGAGGAAUCAAAACCUAUUGACUAAUGGAUCUUUACCUUUGAGCAGAUGUCAAAAACCUUGCCCAUGCAGCCGACAUGCAUAGCCGUUACAGAAGUGUCUGUAUGUCUGUUUGAGGCUAGUAGCUGAGAAGCUGAAUGGCUUGUAGGUGGAAGAAAUAGCCAUGUCAGAAGAAAUCAGAAAGAGACUUGAUUUCCCUAACACCCUUAUACAGUCGCAGACUGUGGGUCAUCUUGUUGCUGCUGUGCUAAAAGAAAAUGCUUCAUCUAACAAGAUAAGCCAGGCCACUAACCAGACCCCCGCAUUAAACUUGCUCUGGGAAAAGUGCUGCAGUGACAAUGUGGUUGUCCGGACAGCGUGCUGUGAGGCGCUGUUGAUGCUUGUUGCACAGGAUCAUGCAGAGUUCAGUUAUGUUAUCAGUGGCGCUCUCAACCUAAUUCCUUCUGCCAGGAAUGUCCAUGGUUUGAUAAAAAUCCUUGUAAAACUACUACAGAGCCAGGCCUUGAAAGUGACAAGCGGAGAGGAUCAACUGGGGAAGUUAUAUGCAAUCAGGAAUUCACCUCAUCCCUUGAUCACUGUACUUGAAAAUAGACCUGACUGCUGGCCAGUAAUCCUACAGCAGAUGACAGCAUUUUUGCAGCAGUGCCCAGAAAGUGCAGAAAAUUCAUGUGUCUCUCUAAUGAGACCGUUUCUGAGAUAUCUGUACUGUGAGCCUUGCCAACUGCGGGAACAUGCUGAAUUACGAAUGGCUCUGCUUAGAGUUUUGCUUCAGCCGGUUGGCCCUUGGAACAAAGAGAAACCCCCUGCUCUUGAAUGCCAUCUCCUUCAGAUGUUUUGUGAUUUGGUUCCACAUUAUCAGCUGAAAGACCUGCCACAGAUCACAGAAACGCUGCUUUUUCUGGAGGAGCUGUUCCGGAGUCUGCUGCGCUACCCUGUUUUUUGGAGAGCCCAGUUAUGUCAGCUCUGCCUGCAACUUUUAUGCUUCUGUGAGGUUUGCCUGCAGGUCACUGGGGAAUGUUCGUGUUUAAUUUGCUUACUGGAAGAAAACGUUGAGCUCUUGAAAGAGGGCAUUCCAUUUGAGAUGGCCAUAAUUGGAUUAGGUUUGCUGCUGCUUCAGGCUCCAGCUAGUCAGCAAAAGCCAAUCUUAAACCUGGCCAUCAAGCUCCUUUCCUGCUCUGAAACCAAGAUGAGUCCUGCAGUGGCCCUUAUCCUGGUGAUGCCUGCACUCCAGAUCUUAUCCUCCACUGCUGUACAGGACUGCAUGACUGAAGAGGAUGGUGGCACCACUAGGCAGCAGUUGGCCAUUCAUCUUUUAGAAAUUAUACAGCAGGAAGAACUGAAAGAGAGAAAGCAACUGGCCUCUGGUGAGCACUUCUUCCCCAUCACCAGUGCUUAUGGUUCAUUACAUACUACUUGGAGAAUCCUUGUGCUUAUGAGAGAGAAAUCUUCCAUGUCUGACUGGUUAUCUUCUCUUAAGUCAGUGCUGUCUAUUACAACUCAAGUCCCUGUUCAUGUGUUCCUUCUGCUGGCCUACCUCUUUAUUCAAGAAAAUGGAGAUGGCCUUCGUGAUGUACUGGCUGCCACUACAGAAAUCGCCAAAGCAGAUUCAUCGCAGGUGCCAAAUCUGAUUCCAGUCCUGAUGUUUAAGUUGGGAAAACCUCUGGAGCCCACACUGUGCCGGGAUAUCCUGUAUACUUUGCCUGCUUUGGGUGUCCAUAAGGUCUGUGUGGCACAGAUCUUACGUGCGCUACAGGUGUUGGGAAGCACGCCAAAGCUUCAAGCUGUUACAUUACGCCUGAUGACAUCUUUAUGGGAGAAACAGGAUCGUGUUUAUCCAGAACUACAGCGAUUCAUGGCCAUGUCUGAUAUGGCUUACUUAUCUGUUAGCAAAGAUACUCAGUGGGAAAAAGUGAUUGCCAAAGCUGCUUCUAUCAGAGAUAUAUGCAAGCAAAGGCCAUACCAACAUGGAGCAGAUAUGUUGGCUGCAAUUUCCCAGGUACUGAAUGAAUGCACAGAAGCUGACCAAGCCACACCUGCUGUCUUAGUGUUACAAGGACUUCAUGCACUUUGUCAGGCAGAGGCUGUUUGCAUUCGCUCUACAUGGAAUGCACUCUCUCCUAAGUUGAGCUGCGACACCCGGCCGCUCAUUUUAAAAACACUGAGUGAACUGUUUUCUCUUGUGCCAUCCUUAACAGUGAAUUCAAACGAAUAUGAGAAAUUUAAAGCUCAAGUUGUCAGCUUCCUGUGGAGCCACGCACAAAGCAAGGAUCCUCUCAUAGCCACCUCUGCAUAUAAAUCUCUCUCUGAAUUUAGUUCUGAAGAGCAUACCAUCCUUCAUAUUCCUGAACAGGCAAGACCAGAAUUGGUCCAACAAGAAGAGGUGGACAUAAAUGAAAAAGAGGAGGAAGUUGAUCUCUCUGUUCCGGGUGUCUCAUAUAUCAAAUUACUGAUGCUCACUCCUCUUCCUGUUCUACCAGCAUUUGAAGAGUUUGCAGCAUCACUUGUGAAACAGGAGAUGACCAGCAUGCCUCGUGGAAUAUACCAUUCUGCACUGAGAGGGGGUGCUGUUCGGUCAGACCAAGGGAAGACUGUAUCAGGCGUUCCAAGCUUUAUGCUGAAAAUGUAUGAGAGGAACAAGCAGCCAGGGCUCAAGCCUGGCCUUGCAGCUGGCAUGUUGCUGAGUUAUGAUCUUCCAAUCCAUGUGGGAAAGGAUGGCAAACCUAUCAGUCGAUUUCUAGCCAGUAGGGGGCGCAAUUUCCAUCAGAUGUUAAUCACGCUUAUCCAUGAGGUAAACAUUCAGCCUUCAGAGUGGCACCGUUCCCUGCUGCUUCCUCAGUCAUGGGCAGGAUUUAUGGAGAGAACAUAUCAUGCAAUUUUACAAGGAAGGCAAGCAGAGUUGGAGAUGCAGUUAAAACAUGGAAGAGAAGGACCUGAAGAAGUGCAGUACAAGCAAUUUACAGCCUGGCUCUGGAUCAGAGAUAUGCUGACUGAUGUGAUCAAGGGCGCUUCAAAGGAAAGUCCAGUGGUAAAAGGGAAUUGUCUUCUAGCCUUAACAGGCCUUGCAGUUGCUGUAGCAAAACAUGAGAAAGGGCUUUCUUCAGACAGCGAAGAACAAUUUGAUACUGAGCCAGACUUCCUUCUGACAAAGCACUGGAUUUCCAUGGUGAUAGAUACCCUCCUUAGCAUUACAGACAGUCACUAUCGCUCUAAGGGUCAAGUCUUUCCAUGGUUUUAUCAGAAAUCCUAUUCUGGUGAAAAUACCGCUAGUGUUAUUGCUCGUUCCUGUGCAGCAACCGCUUUGUCUCUUUUGGUGCCGGUUUUUAUUGUAUCCUACAAGGAAAAGGUUGAGGAAGUCCUGAAUUUACUGGUUGCCAUGUUACCUGGGAAACCAAAUGCAGAUGAGUCUCAGGCUGUUCAAAUUCACAUGGGCCUUGCUUUGGGGAUGUUUAUUGCACGGUUAUGUGAAGAGAAAGUCAGUGAUGUAUGUGGCAAACAAAUGAAUUUCCUAUUGAUUAAGUCUCUGGAUACAUUAGAGGACUGCUGCUUUGACGCAAGUCUAGAGUACAACACUGGAUGCAUCUUGGGUAUAGGGCUUGUUCUGUCACUGAUGAAUCGCAGCAGCCUAAUGGAAUCCCAAGCUCACAUCUCUGAUUCCCUGCAUAAACUUUGCAAAUACUUGGAUGAUGCAGGAGACCAAAGCAGAACAUUCCAAGAGAUUCUUGCCUACGCCAUUGCCUGUGUCUGUGUUUCUGCUUUUAGUGUUAAGAUCAUUGAGGCCACGGAGGCGGAGGAGAUCAUGAACAAGUUGCAGAAAUUAGCAGAAAGUAAUCAGCAGACGCCUGGCUUUGCCCUAGCGUUGGGUAACAUUGUUCAUGGAUUGUCUAUAUGUGGACAUGGUAAAGCAGAAGACCUCAGUAACCGGCUGUUUCCUACCUGGAUGAAAAUUGUACUUGCAGAGGGAGCUCCUACAAUGCAACGGCUUGCAGCAAUCAAUGGGCUGGUUUCUGUUGUGGGUUCUGAAGGGGCACUGAUACAGCUGAAAUCUGAGGCUAUCCAAUCUUCUCAAUUUCAAAGCAAACUUAAUGAAGUCAUCAGAACCCUCAGUCAGGUAAUCAGCUUUUCUGGGGUGAUUGGCCUUCAGACAAAUGCAGCAUGGCUGUUGGGACAUCUGCAUCUCUCCAGUGUGUCCACAACCCACAGUCAAACAUCUGUUCCUCCAGACUUUAGCUACCUGCCUGAGAAAAGCUUCCUUAGGGCAGCUGUUGACUUUGUUAUUGAAGGUGGAAAGAAAGGCCCUGAAAAAGUUCAUCCUCGCUUGGUAAAGGUAGCCAUGGCACCUAUAGCAUUCAAUGGAGAAACCUACCAAUACCCAUCUGUGAACUGGGCAUCGAUUCUUUCCCCUCUCCUACGUCUAAAUUUUGGAGAAGAGAUACAGCAGCUGUGCAUUAAACUGGCCGUGACUCAGGCCCAGUCGUCUCAGAAUGCUGCAAUGCUUUUGGGGAUGUGGGUAGCACCACCUCUAGUAUACAGUUUAAGUAUGCAAACCAAGAUAUACCUUUUCACUUCCUUACCUGUGUGGAUGAAAUAUGUAGCAGAUGACAGAUUGCAGGCUUUUACUGAAGUGUUUAUGGUACAGCAUUUUGAAGCAAAAAAUGAGCCACAAAACCUGGAACUUUGCAGGAGUAUUUUACAGGGGCUCAGCCAAGCCAUGAAGUUGCCUAUCCCUUCCCAGUACAGCUGGAGCUGUCUUUCCAGGGCUGUUGAGAGGAUAUUUGAACUUCUGCCAAAUGAAAUUCGGCAAAGUGAAGUGAAGAUGUAUAUAGAUGCGGCAAAAUGCCUCUCAGAAAUGGCAGAUACAGAAAUUGACCGAGUUACCCAAGUCUCCAAGAACAAUUUGAAAAAGGUCACAUUUGUCAAAGUUUAUUUAGUUUCACAAGGCAGAUUUCCUUUGCUGAGAUGGAAUGAUGUGAUUAGUAUUGCGGCUGGGUAUCAGCAGAAGGAAACCAUUGUAUGGAUGCUGCUGCACAGCUUCUACCAUGCACGAAUUGUGAGCCAUGAAAACACAGGAGUCUUAAAGAGAAUGGAGUGGCUGUUGGAACUGAUGGGAUACAUUAAAACCAUUUCCUUAAAGGCAACACCGAUACAAAAUGUGGCUCCCAAGGAGGCUAUCGACUUCCUGUUAUGGAUCUUCGCUGCCUCUGUGGUUGCCUGGGCUGACCAUGCUGCACCGCUGCUGCUUGGCCUCAGUGCCAACUGGUGUCUCUGGGAAGGUGAAGCAAAAUCAGUAUUGUCUGCAAAUUAUUUGGGCAAGCGUGCAGUAGAUAGUCUGGCUAUCCAAGAGACCCUCACUCUUUUUCCAGGUAGUUUGCAAAUUCUCUUGGCUAAAGAGCCUUGGAAAGACCAAACACAAAAGUUCAUUGACUGGCUAUUAAGCAUAAUGGAGAACUCACAUGAAGCACUAUCCCAAUCUUCUAGAAAUCUUUUGAAAGCUUCCCUGUUGGCUCUAAGGUCUAUCCCAGAGUUCAAGAAGAAAGCAAUUUGGACAAAGGCUUAUGGCUGGUAGCCGCAGCAUUGCAUCUCCACUUACACAGCUGGUGUCAAGACGUAUGAGGCCAAAGAGGAGUGUUUGUGGUUACACUAAGGAGUGUUAUGUGGUUUCCAUUCUGGAGAGAUUGUUUCUGGAGAGAAAGUAUAAACAGUAUAACAAAGCUUCAAGAUAUGUCUAUUCCAGAGAGGAUAUUUCCAUUCCAGAGAGAAGGGUUAGACCAGCUUUUCCCAACCAGUGUGCCUCCAGAUGUUGUUGGACCACAACUCCCAUCUUUCCUGACCAUUGGCAAUGCUGGCUGAGGCUGAUGGGACUUGUGGUCCAACAACAUCUGGAGGCACACUGGUUGGGAAAGGCUGGGUUAGACAGUGCAACAAGGCUUCAUGAUGCAUUAGAUGAAAUUGUUUAUAAUCUUGUGACAAAAUUAAAAAAAUACUACCUGGAAAUCUUGUCUGUUGGCUUUAUAUGUCAGAAGAUACACUACAACAGCAGUUCUCAAACUUGGUCUGUGGGCCACCAGUGGUCCCUGAACUUCAUUCAGGUGGUCUGAAGCAUGUCUGCAUUAAAUAUUCAUAUCAAUUUUUAA